GUUGAGGGGAAGGCCUGCACUCCGCAGCAGCUGGCAGCCACCCGCCCCGACGUGCUGCUCUUCGCCCUUUGCGGCUUUGACCUGACCUCCUCCCGCCGCCUGGCGGCUCAGGUGGUCAGCCAGCAGCUACAACAGCUCCAAGGGCAGCUACAAGGGCAGCAGCAACAGCAGUUUCCGCAGCUGGUGCAACGGGCCACCCCAGCGCGCAACAAGGCCGCUGCUUCCCUUCCGGCCGCUGCUGCCUUGCCUAACGCUGCUGCUGCGGCUGUUGCUGCCACUGUUUCCGCUGUCUUGAGAACCGCGGGAGCACUGACAUCCGCCGUGUUGGCCACCCUACAGCCGCCUGUGACCGCAGCCGCCGGCCCGCCCGCAACCACUACCGCAACAUCGGUAAAGAUGAGCGCUGCAAAGGAGGCAGCAUGUGCAGCCUCUGCCUCUAUCGCUUCUUCCCUAGCUGCUAACAGCGGCGGUAGACCUCCUGCUGCUGCCGGCGCUACCACAGCAGCUGCUGGCGCCCCGGCCUUCCAGCCCCGAGUAGUGGUGUGUGACGGGUUGCGGGUGCUGCGGCGGCCCUGCAGCGGCCCGGGGCUGGUGGCCUCCCUGGAGGUGCUGGUGGAGUGCCUGCAUGGGGAGGCGCAGGGGUACGGACACGAGGGCGCGCUGUGGGUGGAAGGGGGGAGUGAGGGCGCGAUGGGAGGCCGGAGUAAGGGGGAAUGAGUGUAAUUAGGUAAUUGUGCUGCUUGUUAGCACUGCAUGACGCUGCUUGCUUGUUGGCGCUCGCUCUUAGAGCAAGGUUGCCCACAGAUGGAGGGGCAUUCCGCAUUGCCCGAGGCCUUGUGUGGUGGAGGCUGCCUGCGACAUCAUGG
Molecule: messenger RNA, 866 nt
Organism: Astrephomene gubernaculifera
Lineage: Eukaryota; Viridiplantae; Chlorophyta; Chlorophyceae; Chlamydomonadales; Astrephomenaceae
Source: the annotation of a GenBank genome assembly